This is a messenger RNA of Canis lupus familiaris (dog), 3147 nucleotides long. RefSeq names its product solute carrier family 25 member 42 (gene SLC25A42). The record is from RefSeq and is a predicted model, not a curated record. Bases 176 to 1132 code for a protein of 318 amino acids. Lineage: Eukaryota; Metazoa; Chordata; Mammalia; Carnivora; Canidae. The transcript is spliced from 9 exons. Gene Ontology annotation, biological process: transmembrane transport.
CCUAAUCCACCUCUACUGCCAGGGAACCAGAGCCUCGGAGGCACUGAGGAACAUUUCAUGUGAGGCCCCACAUCUGGAAGGGCAAGGAUCUCCUCUCCACCCUGUGAUCUUUGGGAAGCUGCCAGGAGGCACUGAAUCUUGGACCAAGUCUCCUGCCGCCCAGAGCUGGCCUGGUAUGGGUAAUGGUGUGAAGGAGAGUACGGCGCGCGUGCGUGAGGAUGCCGAGGCCAUCCUGCCCUCACCCGUCAAUUCCAAGAGUGAUCACAGGCAAGUUCUCAGCUCCCUCCUGUCUGGGGCCCUGGCUGGUGCUCUUGCCAAAACAGCGGUAGCUCCUCUGGACCGAACCAAAAUCAUCUUCCAAGUGUCUUCAAAAAGAUUUUCUGCCAAGGAGGCCUUCCGGCUCCUCUACUUCACCUACCUCAACGAGGGCUUCUUCAGCCUGUGGCGCGGGAACUCGGCCACUAUGGUGCGCGUGGUGCCCUACGCCGCCAUCCAGUUCAGCGCCCAUGAGGAGUACAAGCGCAUCCUGGGCCGCUACUAUGGCUUCCGCGGGGAAGCCCUGCCCCCCUGGCCCCGCCUCCUUGCAGGCGCACUGGCUGGGACGACAGCUGCUUCUCUGACCUACCCCCUGGACCUAGUCAGAGCAAGGAUGGCCGUGACCCCAAAGGAAAUGUACAGCAACAUCUUUCACGUUUUCAUCCGCAUCUCCCGAGAAGAGGGCCUGAAGACCCUCUACCACGGGUUCACGCCUACCGUGCUGGGGGUCAUUCCCUACGCGGGGCUCAGCUUCUUCACCUAUGAGACGCUCAAGAGCCUGCACAGAGAGUACAGCGGCCGCCCACAGCCCUACCCCUUUGAGCGCAUGAUAUUUGGGGCGUGUGCCGGCCUCAUCGGGCAGUCAGCCUCGUACCCGCUGGACGUGGUGCGGCGGCGCAUGCAGACAGCCGGGGUCACGGGUCACCCGCACGCCUCCAUCAUGCACACACUGCGUGCCAUCGUGCGAGAGGAGGGCGCCGUGCGUGGCCUCUACAAGGGUCUGAGCAUGAACUGGCUCAAGGGCCCCAUCGCCGUAGGCAUCAGCUUCACCACCUUUGACCUCAUGCAGAUCCUGCUGCGGCACCUGCAGAGCUAGGGAUCCUGCAGGCCAGCUGCUCUCGAGACAGGGAGCCGAGCUUCAGCGUGCAGCGGACCACUGACCCCUUUUGUCUCUGAGCCUGUGGAGCGAGGGUGCGCUUGGUUCCACCCUGGGAGCCACGUCGGAGCACCUUGUAGAACAAGCUGGGGGGCCUGGCCUCGGUCCCAAAAGCCAGCAACCCUGGAAGUGCAAUGUUGGGACUGGUGGGCAGGGGCUCUCACGCUCUCCCCAUCCCUCCUCCCCAGGGCUGGCCCUGUCUUCUGGAGGCAUUGUCCUCAAUGCCCUGAGCUGGGAGUGACCAGUGCCACCUCUCGGCGCUCUGUGACCUGGGACAUGCUCCUGAUUCUAGUGACCGCAUGUCACAGGGCACAGAGCCAGACUCUCUGUCUGCCCCUGUGCUCACAGAUGGGAGGGAGCCCCAGAGUGUACACAGAUGCCUGGCCUCCGAGCCCAGCCAGCUCAGCUGGGGUGAUACAUACAGCCUUUAGUCCCCUUCCCCAUCCUCCCCCCAACCUGUCCUGCCUUUGCCAUUACUUCCCAGGUGACAUGACUCCUCUGUCACCAGAGCCUCCUGCUCGGGAACAGCCUUCUCCCAAGAGUAUUAUUUGGAUCCUGGACUCUGUGGCCAAAGUAGGGCCCUAGGAGGGGGUUCUCCCCUCUGUUGCCUGCUCACCUGGUUUGUAAUGUUCCCAGGAGGGUCGCACCUCCUCCAGGCAGCAGGGUUUGAGCAAUUGCCAUGGGUUUGCAUCUGAGUCCUAAUCUGGAGGCAUCUGCUGAAAAUUGGGGACCCAGGUUACCCCUUCUGGGCCAGGAAGCUUCUACCCCUGUCCCCCAGGCCACACCAACAGAGGUGAGGCCUCAGGCCCCAACCCUCAGACCCUGGGCACAGCGGCUCCUGGGGGGGGACCUGUGGCAUCUGGCAUGUCCCUGGCUCCCCACCUGAGUGGGCACUUGGCCAGGACAUGGGGCGGUUUCGGGUGCAUGGGGUUAUCUGAUUUCUGUGAACGGAAUGCAUGGAGGCAACUGGUAACCUUUGUCUUCCCCAUGUAGAAGCCCCUCAACAGCGUGUGGCCUGAGAGUAGGAAGCCCGGAGGGUGGGGGGGCUGGGGUCUGCCAGGUGUCACAGGGACGCAGAAACACCCGUUUCCGAAUGAUAUUUGGAGUUUCUUGAUUUCUUUUGGUUUUGCUUUUCAAUCCGGCUGGUGCUGGGUCUAGUCACCAUAAAUCCUGACCGGCACAAACCGGUUCCCAGGUGGAGUAACCAGAGGGUGACCAGAUAGCUCUGCAGCCACGUGUGUGUGUGUGUGUGUGUGUGUGUGUGUGUGUGUGUGUGUGUGUGUGAGAGAGAGAGAGAGAGAGAGAGAGAGAGAGAGAGAGAGAGAGAGAGAGAAACGGUCGGAGGGCGUGUUUGCACCACGCACAUUUCCAGUUGUGACUUUCAUCUCUCCCUUGUGUUCUGUCUCAUUUGUGUUCUUGACCUGGACCUGCAGGUGUGUAGACCCUUCUCUCUGUCCUUCCUUGCAUGUGUCCACCUGCCAGCCUGAGUCUCAUCCCCUGGGUCCCACGGCUGUUCUGUUGGGUGGGCUUCCCACCUCCUCUCCCUGCCUUGCCCAGAAGAGGCAGGAGAGGCAGGGACCCCUCACAGAGAGACGGUGUGGGGACCUGGGGGCCCACCCCAGGCAAGUGAAACCAGAUGAAUGGUUGGGCAGCACCCCCUCUGAGCCACAGGCUGGGUCACUGAGGGGAGGGCCCCAGGUCCUGCCGGCCCCCGUGUGCCCCCCAACGGUGGCUGUCAGCCGGGUGGGCCUCAGGGCUCCUCCCACCCCCAGCCCCGCACACAGCUGGGCUUGUGCCCGCUGCGGCCACACCCCUCCCACUGGUGUCCACCCUGAUUUGGAGUUACAUUUUGAUGCCAUGAAGACACUUUGUUUAUAUAUAAUGUUUAUAUAUUUUAAAGAUUUGUGCCAAGAGAGUAUAUUUAAUAAAAAUUAAAAUGACUUUUUUUUUCUGAC